CAGAGGCUUCUUAUACCACUCAGGCUCCAUCACCACAAGGCUGCACAUUCUUUAAUUGGAGAGAUGACUGCCAUUGGUCUAGAUCGUGACUAUCGUGCAUUUGCGGCUGAUACCUCAGCUCACUGGCCCCGCACAUAAGAACAGGACUCACCCCAACUACACACUGUGUAUUUCGUCCACUCGUUACUCGCAAUUGGCCUGCUCAAAACACCGCUGCUUGGGAGGUAGAGCCGCUUCACACUCAGUCUCCUCAAAUGCGGAGAUUAUUCAAGAAACUCAAUGCCCAGGCUGCAUCCAGCUCUGCAAGCCCCAGAACGUACGAGCUGAAGGGUGGUCCUUUGGAUUACUUGCAGCUUCCUGUGAAUGGCCUCGGAAAACGUCAAAUCCGUCUGAUCGAAGUCUUACAGGGUGACGAUGGCACUCCGAUUCGCUGCUACAUGACCGUCGCGGAUCUACCCACUAAUGACCCGGUGAUAGACGCCCUCCCACCAAACUACAUCCACUGCGAUCAUUGGGUUGUCGACAAACCAGACGAAGCGCUUGGGGCGCAAAUGCACCGAGACGUUCGUGCGUUGCAGACACUCAAGACACACGACGUGUUCGUUCCGGUGAUGGAUCUGGUGAAGACAGUAACUCAGGAAGACAUCAUCACUGUCAUAAGCGAUCAAGAGAUUAUCGAUGGGUUCAAGAUGAAUAUGGGUAUGCUCGAUGAUAAUGACAAUAUCGAGUCUAACUGGGACGGUCCCGUGGCCCAGGUGCCCCUUGAUACAUUCCCAAUGUUCUACCGCAAUGAUUCGGAAGCCGCCAAUAAGUCGUGGCAUGCAAAUGCCACGAACAACUACCUCGCCAUGUCUUACGCUUGGGGAGAUCCCAGGGCACCAAAGAAGCACAUUUUCGUUAAUGGCCAUCGACAUGAAGUGACUGAGAGCUUGCAUGCAGGCCUCAGCCAGUUCCGAAAAAUGGAGUACUUCCUGAAUCGAGGCAAAGUCUGGAUCGAUGCGCUAUGUAUAAACCAAAGUAAAGACGAAGCGAACAAGAAGGAAAAGAAAGCCCAACUCAGACUAAUGGGCAGCAUAUACCGUAACGCGGGCAACAUCAUCGUCUGGCUCGGUGAAGCGGACGCGUACAGCGAGAAAGCCAUCAAAUCACUGCAAAGCACCAGUCUCUUGUAUAGGACCGAGUACAUCGAGACUUUUGAUAACGCGGAUCCUUACCUUGCCACUGCGCAUCGGGAAGUUGCUUACUUCCGCAUGAAAGCUAGCAUGAUCAAAUGGUCCAAAUUCUUGCGGGAACACAAUGUCAGCGACCCGGUGAAUGACGUUGCGAUAUACAAGUUCUUCGACAGACCGUAUUGGAGGCGGCUGUGGAUCAUUCAGGAGCUGGCAAAUGGACGCGCGGGAAUGCCGAUUGUGUGCGGAUCCAGAGUGACGCAGUGGAGAUACAUUCGUGACGGCGCGUUCAUGUAUAUCCCGCUCAUGGAUAUGCUGCAAGAAUCGACGCGCGGCAGUAUGGCCUCUUUGGGCGCUGGUCCCAUGACGAAGGAGCACUCCAUACCUCAUGUCGCCGGUAUCGCUCAGCUUGAGAUCGCGGGUCAUCGCAAGAUCCUCCCUGAGGUCGACGUAACAUUUCUACCCAUCAAAAGCAACCAAGCACCGACACACGGUCCUUUGAAAGGGUCGUCUUUCAAGCAGGCACUUAUGCUCGCAUCUCGCGCCGAUGUCUUCGAUGCAAAAGAUCGUGUCUACGGCAUGUUGGAGAUUCCCAGUCUGCCGAAGCUAGACAUCGAUGUAGACUACGACAAGUCUGUCGGUACGGUGUAUCGCGAGUUCGCGCAAGCGGCCAUCGAGAAGGGGCGGUCGCUUGACAUUCUCUUCCUCAUCGACGGCUGUGGGCUCUCCCUGACUGACACAAUCGGGAACCCGAUACCUGCAGAGACGAUACCAUCGUGGGUCCCUGACUUUGGCGCAAAGCCCAACCGCCGCCCCGGGGUGAUUGAGGGUGAGUGGUACGCAAGCGGAAACAAGCAAGGCUUUGAAUGGAGUCAAGAUGGCAUCGUCCAGCCAUUCUAUCCCGCCGUCCAUGGAGACACAUUGACCUGCUGGGGCUUCGUGGUGGAGAGGGUUGAUGGCGUCGGUGCGAUUAAUCCAAAGGAUCUUGAGAAGGGUCACAUUCGCCCCCAGCCCGGGUUCAAGACUGGAGUUGUUCAGCCUACGCGUGGGAGUGUGUCUCAAAGCUAUCCAGAUGGAGAUCCAGAACAGGCCAGGAUGGACAUAAAGAUUGCGAGCAUGACUGAUCCGCCGGACUUGCUGUUCUCGGAUAGAGAGAACAAUUUUAUGGAGAAUGAUCGAGACCCUAUUUUCUACUGGGUGCUCUGUGGUGGGACUACACUGAGCGGUGCAAAGGCUCCUCCAGAAUUUGGAUGCCUCACGCGAUCCAUGCCCGUCUCUGAACCACCUGCAUCCCAUCCACACCACCGCAACUGGCACUUCCUCAAUGCUAACAACUCACUCCUCAUACGCAAUCGCCCUCUCUCCUCAUGGUUCCGCCCCGAUCCCACUCGCCCGUCGGCCGACGCCACCAAAGUCGCCGGAGUCAUGCAAUCAAUGCAAGCUCGCACAUUCAUGCGGCGCUUCAUCGUGACAGCUUCAGGACUUCUGGGCCUUGCGCCUGUCAUUACGCAGCCGGGUGAUUGCGUUAUGAUCUUGAUCGGCCAUGGAGUGCCGGUCUUAGCAAGACCAUGUGGCCUCGGUCAUGAGCCUGGUGGCAGGGAGGUGGUGGCAUGGAAGUUGCUCGGAGAGUGUUUUGUGGAUGGCAUGAUGGAGGAAGAGAUGAUGAAGAGGGAUAUUUGGAGUUGGCGGAAGGAAUUGGAGCCGCUCCACUUCAUAUAGCGUCCUAUGUCAUAGUUGAGUGUUCCCGUCCUCGGAUUCGUAACAAUGUAUAAAGAAUAGUAGCAGAAAGAGACCCUAGACAACCUAGAUAAAGGGCAGGCCUUUGUCUACUAAUAGAUAACGCCACUCUGUAGUAGUUACGUAGUUAUAGUCCCCCAAAC
Molecule: messenger RNA, 3049 nt
Organism: Alternaria rosae
Lineage: Eukaryota; Fungi; Ascomycota; Dothideomycetes; Pleosporales; Pleosporaceae
Product: heterokaryon incompatibility protein
Exons: 2
Coding region: 255-2888 (877 amino acids)
Source: RefSeq, a predicted model, not a curated record